AUGGCUGAUCAUGCUGAAGCUUUUCUCAAUAAUAACGCUGGUGCGAGUGGCGGGGGGUUUGCUGCUGGUGAUGGGGCUGGUGCUACCAGAACCGGACCAGAGCCGCUGUUUGGUGGCAGUGGCAUUGGCAGCGGCGGCGGUGGUAGGAGGGAUCCAGAGCCUUUGUUUGGCGGCAGUGGCAGUGGCGGCGGCGGCAGGGGUGACCCAGAGCCUUUGUUUGGUGGCAGUGGCAGCGGUGUCGGCGGUGGUAGGAGGGAUCCAGAACCUUUGUUUGGUGGCAGUGGCAUUGGCAGUGUUGGUGUUGGUAGGGGGGACCCAGAGCCUCUGUUUGCAGCAGGUCCUGCAACUUCUGCUGCUGGUGGCAGUGUGGGUGGUUUGGCUGGUAAUGGUGGUCCGGAGCCGUUGUUCCGAGGCUCGGGUGGCGGUUCGGGUCCCGAGCCUCUCUUCUCCGCCAGCAGCACUGCAGCUUCCAGCGCUAGUGGUAGAAGCCAUUCAGGUUCGGGCCCCGAGCCUCUUUUCCCGAGCCAGGACAACCGGACCUCACCUCCUCCUCAUCACCAGUACCAGCAGCAGCAGCAGAUGCCUCUCGACCGCACACGCAGUCCCACAUCUAAUGAGUUACAACCCGUUGGAGGCACAGGCAGCAGCAGCAACAACAGUAUUAAUUACCCAGGCAAAUCCCCGCCUAGAAGCAAGCCUAAAUCCCUCUCCGGCCCUCUCACGCCGCCCCGCCGCCGCCCGAACAGAGAGUCAGGACGCACAUACAGCCAUGGAAUGCCGGCCCUUCCAGACCAAGCAGCUUACCUGGAGGAGAGUGAAGGGGCGGGGGAUCGGCCAUAUAGCGGUGGUGGGAGAUCAUUGGGGGGAGAGCAAGAUGGGUAUCCAUCUGGCAGUGGCAGCAGCAGCAGUAGCGGUGGUGGGUUUGGUGCUGGUGGUGGGGGUGGUGGUGGGGGUGGAGGGAUGUAUGGGGGCCCACAUGGCCUUUCUCCUCCACCUCCGCAGAUGGUUGCUAGGGGGAGUAGUGCAGAUGGGUAUGGCAGUGGUGGAGAUGGGUAUGGCAGUGGUGGGGAUGGGUAUCGCAGUGGUGGCGAUCAGUUUGGUGGUGGAGGGCCAGUGGGGCAUUGGAAUCAGAGAGACGUUUCCCCCCACCGAGCUUCCUCCCUCUCCAUCCCCCCACACGACCGCCCCCACAACUUCCCCUUGCAAGGCCCCCACACGGCUCCCUUGCACCAGUCACCCAGCCAGUACCCCUACUCUUCCCAGCAAAACCCAUACCACCACCCCCAACCGCAGCAGAACCCCUCUUACCCCCAGCGGCCUUACGACCACUACCCCCCGCCGCCGCCUAACCAAUACUCGCAGCAGAUGUGGCAGGGUGGGGGGGGGGGAGGAGGGGGAGGAGGGGGGGCAGGGGGAGGAGGGGGGCGGAUGGGGGGUGGGUGGGAACAGGGGGCAGAGGGUAUGGGUGGGUAUGGGUCUUCAGCUCAAGUCUCUGGUGCUGGUGGUGGGGGUUAUUCUGGUGGUAUACGGGGGGACAUGAGAGGAGGUAUGGGCCCAGGCAUGAGGCAGGAGCCGCAGCUGCCGAAUCAGAAGGAGAAGAAGCUGAAGCUGAAGCAGCCUCCCCCGUCGCAGGGAGUGGCGUACCGUGCAGUGCCUGAUCCCGACCUCGCAAGCCCCCCGUUUGAGUCACCCUACACGGCCCCUGACAUUCCCUUGGACUAUCACCAGCAGAACGGCACCAACAACCCCGAGCAGGUGCUUCUCGCCCCAGCUUCUCCCGAUGGUCUUUUCAUGUUUGUACGGUUUGUCAUCCCCAACAUCAUGCCGUUAAGCGCAUGUGAGAAGAGGCACAAGCUUCCAAUUGACCUGCUCACGGAACUAGGGGAAGAGGCAGGGCGUGUCAUCAAGUCUAGUGAGGGGAAAGCAGGUGUGGGGGAGGAGGAAGAGGACGAGAAGGACGCGAAGGAGGGGGAGGGAGGAGAAGAAGAAGGGGAGGAGGGGGAAGAGAGGGAGGUGGAGGGGGGUUUUGUGGAAGGCGGGAUGGGUGCGAGCAAGUGCAGGCGCAAGCGCUCUGUGCUUUAUGGCACGGACCCCAACGCCCUCAACCAGUCAGCAAGUGGUCGUUCCUUCCGCUAUGCCUUUGCAGAGGGCACAGACGGAGCAUACGUGUCGGGAGAUACAUUCUUCAUCCCCAUCGGCCCACUCGUCCCCGCAACGCGCUACUUCUAUCGAAUCGACGGCUCCCCAACCACCCACUCCUUCACCUCGCUUCCUGCCCCUGGCUCUGCUUCCACCUACCCGUUCAAAGUCGCACUUGUGGGCGAUGUGGGUCAGACGCUCAACAGCAGCACCACAUUCGACAAUGUGAAAGCCGGCAGCCCCAGCCUGGUGCUGUUUGCGGGGGAUCUUAGCUACGCUGACCAGUACGGCCCACCGCACUGCACACCUAUGGACUCUGCUCAAUCUCUCCUGACUGCUGAUUCUCCUGAGGCUGGCGGAAAGAGCGAGAGCGAGAGGGAAAGGACGAGCAAGAUAUGUGGGCUGGGAGGGGUGCGCUGGGACUCCUACGGCCGCUUGUCCGAGAAAGUAUUCGCCCAUAUCCCUGUGGCGCACGUCCCAGGGAACCAUGAGAUCGAGCUCGUGCCGAGGUGGGGCGAGCUGCGGCCGUUCAAAGUGUAUUCUGCACGAAUCCCCCCUCUGCUGCACCACCACCACCCGCUGCUGGCGAGCCUGCUGUCCAAGGCCGGACUUACUCCCAACCACCAUCACCAUCAUCAUCACCACCAUGCGUACCCGGCCAAGGCACCGCUCUUCUACUCCAUGGACAUCGGCCCCGUGCAUGUGAUCGCCAUCAACUCCUACUCGCCCUUCGUUAUCUACACGCACCAGUGGUACUGGCUGCGGGACGACCUGUGCCGCAUCGACCGCAAGAAGACCCCGUGGGUGGUGGCGUUCAUGCACGUGCCUCUCUACAACAGCAACGACGGGCACUACCUGGAGGGUGAGCCAAUGCGGUACGAGAUAGAAGAGUGGUUGCACGGGGCAGGGGUGGAUCUGGUGGCGAGCGGCCACGUGCAUGCAUACGAGCGCAGCUACCCCGUGUACGGGAUGAAGCGCAUGGAGAACGGGUGUGCCGCCGUGCAUGUGACAGUUGGAGACGGAGGCAACAUUGAAGAGAUCGCCGGCCCUUUCCUUGAGCCGCAGCCGUCGUACAGCGCGUAUCGUGAGGAGUCGUUUGGGCAUGCUGAGCUGGUGUUUAACGACAAUCACACUGCCACCUACAGCUGUACGCUGCUGGCAAGUCACAUUUGGGCUUUUAUUGAAAGAGAAGUGCUCAGCCAAACGUGCUUCAGGUCGGGUCGCCGGGCAGCCACGAGCAUGAACGCCGGCAGCGGCAGAUCGUCCAGCGGAUCUCCUAUUUCUGCUGUUGAGCUGGCAGCUGACGUGGCCGCUGAGCUGGCAUCUGACGUGGCUGCUGAGCUGGCACCCGAGGUGGCGUUCAGCGAUUCGAUGAUGCUCGCCUGCUGGGCAGCGACUGCUGCCACACGAUCGGCCAUGAGGCGGCCGUAG
Messenger RNA from Closterium sp. NIES-65, 3570 nucleotides. Lineage: Eukaryota; Viridiplantae; Streptophyta; Zygnematophyceae; Desmidiales; Closteriaceae. The record is from the annotation of a GenBank genome assembly.